AUGGGUUCUUGUGUCUGCUUACGUCAGCACUUAUGCUACGGCGGUGGUUUGAGCGGUGCAUUUCAACGAAGGGGUCUUUGUACUCUGUUUGGGAAAGCGUCGUCGUAUUAUGAGUGUGACAGAAACAGAACAAGAAGAAGAAGAAGAGUGGAGGCCUCUGUUUCUACUGGGUUGGAGGAACGAGAGCUGAGGAGCCCCGACAUUGUGGCCUUGGAAUAUGCUGAUCUUAAUCUCAACCACAAUGUUACCCAGGAACUGGGUCAUGUGAGAAUCAGGCAACAUGUGAACCCUCUUAGCUCUUCAUUAGCUGUGCCGGUGGAAGUGCCUGAUUGGAAUCAAGUGUUCAAGGACCCAACAUUGCCGCUUAUGGUGGACAUUGGAAGUGGUAGUGGUAGAUUUCUCAUGUGGCUGGCGAAAAGAAACUUGGUUGUGAGGAAUCAUUUGGGACUGGAAAUACGGCCAAAACUUGUCAAACGUGCGGAUGUCUGGGUUAAGGAACUCAGUCUUAGCAAUAUACGUUUUAUGUAUGCGAAUGCCACAACUACUUUUAAUCAACUGGUGUCUUCCUACCCCGGACCACUGAUGCUUGUUUCAAUCCUGUGCCCAGAUCCAUAUUUUAAGAGAAAGCAUCACAAGAGACGGGUGUUACAGAAACCUUUGGCAGAUCUGAUUGUGCAUAAGUUAGCUCCCAGCGGACAGGUGUUCAUACAAUCCGAUGUGCUGGAUGUUGCGCUUGAGAUGAGAAACCAAUUUGAUUCUCUGCCUCAUGUUCUGAAGCACAUAGAUGAAAUUGACGCCGGCGUGUUAUGUGACAGUGAGGGAUGGUUAUUGAGUAAUCCAAUGGGAAUAAGGACGGAAAGAGAAAUUCAUGCGGAAUUGGAAGGCGCAAAAAUCUAUAGGAGAGUGUACCAGAAGCAAGCGCUGUAGGCGUUGAAUGAAAUGUGAUCUCAAGAUGGCUGAGUCUUUGUAUUUUGCUUUGAUCACUCAGAUUGUAUCCAAAAUAGCAGACUUCACCGGAAACUUUCCAUUGAAGAAAAGCUCCUAAUGAAUACACAACAUUUCUCACUUUUUUUUUGUGGUCAAAAGGAAUGAAUGAACUUCAUUGAUGUAGAAUAUGACACUCAGAGGUUAUAAUUGCCACCACAUUUGGGGGAGGAAAACUAUCAGAACCGAAUUCUAGCAUUCGGAGCUAAUGUAUGGGCAAUUGAAUUACUUCACGAAGGUCUGCCAUAAGAAAGCCUA
Argentina anserina (silverweed cinquefoil) is the source of this 1242-nucleotide messenger RNA. RefSeq lists its product as uncharacterized. Gene Ontology annotation, biological process: tRNA methylation; RNA (guanine-N7)-methylation. Gene Ontology annotation, cellular component: tRNA methyltransferase complex. The coding region runs from base 1 to 927 and encodes 308 amino acids. The record is from RefSeq and is a predicted model, not a curated record. Gene Ontology annotation, molecular function: tRNA (guanine(46)-N7)-methyltransferase activity. Lineage: Eukaryota; Viridiplantae; Streptophyta; Magnoliopsida; Rosales; Rosaceae. The transcript has 8 exons.